Messenger RNA from Aspergillus alliaceus, 1392 nucleotides. RefSeq names its product putative RNA binding protein. The record is from RefSeq and is a predicted model, not a curated record. The transcript is spliced from 7 exons. Bases 130 to 1110 code for a protein of 326 amino acids. Gene Ontology annotation, biological process: mRNA export from nucleus. Gene Ontology annotation, cellular component: nucleus. Lineage: Eukaryota; Fungi; Ascomycota; Eurotiomycetes; Eurotiales; Aspergillaceae. Gene Ontology annotation, molecular function: mRNA binding.
UAUUUCCAUACUUUCAACCGUCAUCCAUUUAUUUCCGGUGUACAUCUCUACUCCGACUACCGAGAAUCGCCUUUGUCUUACAGUGACUUAUCUCGUUUCUUUACUGUAGCGAUAUCUUCCGCGUCCAACAUGGACCGCAGCUUGGAUGAGAUCAUUGCGGAGCGUCCUCAGAAGCAGAAUCAAGGGCAGAAUCGUGGCCGCCGUCCUCCUCAGGCUCAAGGUCGUCGCCGUGAUGGCGUAAGAAAGUCUUAUAGAGAAGAACGUCCCGACUUAGAUUUGGAUUGGGUACAUGACAAAUAUGAAGACGACAGAGAUACACGCCCAUCUCGUGCCCCUCGACGACCACGCGGUGAUCGUUAUUCUCCUUCGCCGGACCGCGCCCCUACAGGAGGUAAGCUUCGUGUUGAGAAUCUUCACUACGAUAUCACGGAGAGUGAUCUCGAGGAUUUGUUCACUCGGAUUGGCCCCGUUAGCAACAUGUCUCUCGUCUAUGACCGGGCAGGGCGCUCCGAGGGUCUUGCCUUUGUUACCUACACACGUGUCAGCGAUGCGAGAACAGCUAUAAGCGAGUUUGACGGUGCGAAUGCUAAAGGACAGCCCAUUCGCGUGACUCUUGUUUCCACAGGCGGUGGUCGGCGAGACCGGAAUCCAUUUGAUAAUGUUGAAAGACCAAAGGGUAGUUUGUUCGACCGUGUGGAGCGUCCGCGCGAUCGUAACACUCGCAGUUUGAGUCCCGGAAGUGGGAAUGAAAGCGCUGAUGAUGGUGCACGGCGCCGCCGUGGUCGUCGGGGUGGUAGCGGACGCUACCGACGUAGCGAUGUCUCGAAGCCGGCUCCCGAGCAUAUUGAUCGGUAUGUUCCAGGACAACGAUCGCCGGCACGCCGACCCGCCAACGGAGGAAGACGACAGGGGGGUGAGAACCGUCGCGCCCCCAAUGCAAGGCCCAAGAAGACCCAGGAGGAGUUGGACCAAGAGAUGGACGAUUACUGGGGUACCGCAAAUCCCGGUGCUGGCACUGUUGACAAAGAAACCGUUCCGGAUGAGCCACAGCAGAUCGCACCUGCGACUACAGCUACUGCUGGCGACGACGAUGUUGACAUGAUUGAGUGAAGCCGCCAGUUAUCCGCACUUGUAUGUAACUAGAUGAUACUUGGGUCUAGAAAGGUUCAUGCCAAAUUGGAAGGAUAUUUGUUGAUCGUUAUUGUGACAUUAACGCAAAAAUUCGACUCUCGUUCGGUCAUGAUAGUGCGUACUCACUGACUACUCAAUUCAGCUCAUAUACAGAUAUAUAAGAGACAAAACCCUUGUCUAAUCUGUCUCUCUGUUUCAUUACAAAUACUACCGAUGAGAAACUUUCACAAGCCAACACCUCCCACUAGGUACAAACCAGGU